AUGAUACACUCGUUAAUUUAUACGCUGGCUAUGCUAGUCAGCUUCUCAUGUGCUUUUCCUCUGCAUUUUCACAGGCAUGAGUUGGAGAAACGUCAGGUCAUCACGAGAGUCCACACAGCCAGUACUACCAACACUGUCACCGACUUCUACUCCACUACUACCAGGAUUGUGGUCGCCCCAACCGUGGAAUUUAUCAUCAGCGGAAGUGCAACAUACACCACAACGUUGUUUCCAGAGGGGGCAGACGCAACAGCUCUGCCUACUGCUACUUUAACGACUGUGGUUCAAGUGAAAAAUGUCGAUAUUUCGGCAAACUCCGGUGCAGGUGGUCAGGACGCUCAAGCGACUACCUUGGCGCAGAAUGCUGCCUCUGCCCCAGUGACUGCCUCGGCUCAGAAUGCUGCUCCUGCCCCAGUGACUGCCUCGGCUCAGAAUACUGCUCCUGCUCAAGGAACUACUUCGGUACAAGGUUCUGCUCCUGCCCAAGCUGGUCCAGAAGCUGCCACAACGGCAGCUGCUCAGACUAGUGCCCCAAGUGCCAAAGAAGUGCAAUACACUGUAACGACACCAGCAGGUGUUCAGCCCACGAUAUCUACAGCCGACCAUCAAGAGACCACAACAUUGCAAGGUAAUCAAGCCGGAGCCAGCGAGUCAGCCUCGUCCCAGAGUUGGAAAGAUGCUAUCGGUGAAAGCGUGGUUUAUACAUCAGCAGUUACUCAGCCGCCUGCCCAAGUACACUCGACAACGCCAACGACUUCUUCGACGUUCAGCGAUGCUGAAAAAUCCGAAACGACAUCUUUCACCUCGGCAACAAGUUCGUCCAGCGAUCACGCUGCUACUUCAACCACUUCUGCCGCAACCUCUCAGACAAACACAGCUAAUUCAGGGAAUAAUGAUCUUGCCGGAAACGUCCCCGUCGCAUUUACUUACUCUCCAUAUAACUCGGAUGGCAGUUGUAGGUCGGCUGAUAACGUUUACAAGGACUUACAGAUGAUAAAAUCCCAUGGCGUUUCACAGGUUCGCAUAUAUGGUACAGACUGUAAUUCGCUACAGACAGUUCAACCGGCAUGCGCCAAGCUGGGAAUCAAAAUUAAUCAAGGCCUAUGGAUCGAUUCAAGUGGAGUCGAGUCAAUCAAUGAUGGUGUCAAGGGUAUUAUUGAAUACGGUCAAAAAAAUGGUUGGGACAUAUUUGAAUACAUUACAGUCGGUAAUGAAGCCAUCAUUUCUGGCUUUUGCAGUGUUAGCGAUCUGAUUUCCAAAAUUCAAUCUGUCAAAGCCCAAUUAAGGGCCGCUGGUUACUCAGGCUCUGUAACCACCAGCGAGCCCCCCGUCUCUUUUGAAAACCACCCUGAAUUGUGCACUUCAUCCGCCAUUGAUUUCGUCGGUAUCAAUCCCCACUCAUACUUUAACACUGAGAUCGAUGCAGCCGGCGCAGGCGCAUUCGUCGAGGGCCAGGUCGAAUUGAUAAAGAAAGUUUGUGGCACUUCUAAUGUUGUGGUGACUGAAACAGGCUAUCCAAGAACAGGUAGCACGAAUGGUAAAAAUGUUCCAUCCGCUGCCAAUCAAAAGGUAGCCAUCGAGUCAAUUCUUUCAAAGCUCAACAACCAGGUCACAAUAUUGUCAUACUUCGACGACUUGUGGAAAAAUCCCGGUCCGUAUGGUAUUGAACAAUCUUUUGGCAUUCAGUCUCUCAUGGGAUAA
Torulaspora globosa is the source of this 1701-nucleotide messenger RNA. It is a transcript of the gene SCW11, whose product is annotated as putative glucan endo-1,3-beta-D-glucosidase. The record is from RefSeq and is a predicted model, not a curated record. Gene Ontology annotation, cellular component: cell surface; fungal-type cell wall; extracellular region. Gene Ontology annotation, molecular function: glucan endo-1,3-beta-D-glucosidase activity; 1,3-beta-glucanosyltransferase activity. The coding region runs from base 1 to 1701 and encodes 566 amino acids. Lineage: Eukaryota; Fungi; Ascomycota; Saccharomycetes; Saccharomycetales; Saccharomycetaceae. The transcript has a single exon. Gene Ontology annotation, biological process: cell wall organization.